Molecule: messenger RNA, 6833 nt
Organism: Silurus meridionalis
Lineage: Eukaryota; Metazoa; Chordata; Actinopteri; Siluriformes; Siluridae
Gene: cluha
Product: clustered mitochondria (cluA/CLU1) homolog a
Exons: 27
Coding region: 854-4909 (1351 amino acids)
Biological process (GO): intracellular distribution of mitochondria
Cellular component (GO): cytoplasm
Molecular function (GO): mRNA binding; protein binding
Source: RefSeq, a predicted model, not a curated record
GUAACCUGUAUGCGAUCUGAGAUAAGACAGAGAGCUGAAGUCCGUCUUGUGAUCUUGUGGUGUUCGUGUUAUCAAACUCGUGUGAUGCUGGACCAGAGAUCAGAUCAGAGAUGUGGACACCAAGUUAAUCGUAUGCUCUGCUCAGUCACCUGGAUAGCAAGCUAACACUGAUAGUGACGUGGAUGGAGCCUUACAUUAGUGGUGUGUUUUAUUUAUUCAGUUUUGCAGGCCAUCGUUCAUUCAGAAGAUCAUGUCAGAAUGAUCUCACUAUGUGCACGAGGUGAAGUGUGGCAGAUCAUUAAUCACUGCGAUUUAAAGUUCAUUCGUUAGCAUGAGCGCAUCAGUAGUAGUCUACGUUUGUCCAAAUAUACUUGUAUCUCCGCAUAUAUUUGUGCGGAUUGUGUCUCCACAAGUCUAAUAACACGAUUUCAGAGCGGACGUGUGCGGCGCACAUGGUUCCUACCAGCGCGCCGCUGCAAAUGAACUGAAGGUCACCUUCAUUGGAACGGACCAAAUCUAGACACAUAAAUAGGGGUGUUUGUACUGACGCGUUCCUCUCAACGUCUCUUCACCAAGCUCUAACUGUUGUUAAGAUCAUUUCAUUUCGUGUAAAACUUCAAUAAAAUAUAACUUCAGCGUCGUUACUCGUUCAUGCUCUUCGGCUUUCCUGUGCAGACUUGUUCCCCCUCCAUCUCGUCUCCUCCUCUUGUCAUUUUAACGUUUUAGUCGGGCCUGACCGGGAAGCGGAAGUUGGUGCACAUGGAAAGUCGUGGUGCAUGUAUGCCGAUAGAAGGUUAUUGCUACCUGUUCGGUAUAGAGCGAUCAUAUCGCACAUAGUGCAGCUACAGCAGUAAUGAAUGGUGACGGAGGACAUGACCACUCUGAGGAGACAGAGUCCAAGCAGGACGGCAGCACAGAUCCUGAUGCCAGUGAUGACUCCAAUGAACAGGAAGUGAUUGUGAUUCAGGACACUGGCUUUACUGUAAAGAUUCAGGCACCUGGCAUCGAGCCGUUUGACUUGCAGGUGUCACCACAGGAAAUGGUGCAGGAGAUCCACCAAGUGCUUAUGGACAGAGAAGAUACCUGUCAUCGCACUUGUUUUAGUCUGCAGCUCGAUGGCAACGUGCUGGACAACUUUGCCGAGUUAAAGUCUAUCGAGGGCCUUCAGGAGGGAUCCCUGCUCAAAGUGGUGGAAGAACCUUACACGGUGCGCGAGGCUCGCAUUCACGUUCGUCACAUAAGAGACCUGUUAAAGAGUCUGGAUCCCUCUGAUGCUUACAACGGAGUAGACUGCAACUCUCUGUCCUUCCUCAGUGUCUUCACAGAUGGAGAUCUUGGAGAUAGUGGCAAGCGUAAAAAGAAGGGCAAUGAGCUCGAACAGAUUGACUGUACUCCUCCUGAACACAUCCUGCCUGGCAGCAAAGAGCGCCCCCUAGUCCCCCUCCAGCCACAGAACAAAGACUGGAAGCCACUUCAGUGCCUCAAGGUCCUCACAAUGAGUGGCUGGAACCCUCCGCCUGGCAACAGGAAGAUGCAUGGAGACCUCAUGUACCUGUACAUAGUGACACUAGAAGAGCGUCACGUCAGCCUCACCGCCUCCACGCGCGGAUUCUACCUCAACCAGUCAACUACAUACAAUUUCAACCCUAAGCCUGCCAACCCCAGCUUUCUGAGCCACUCGCUGGUGGAACUGCUGAGUCAGAUCAGCCCGGCCUUUAAGAAGAACUUCACUGCACUGCAGAAGAAAAGAGUCCAAAGACAUCCAUUUGAGAGAAUAGCCACACCAUUCCAGGUGUAUAACUGGACUGCUCCCCAGAUUGAUCAUGCCAUGGACUGUGUGAGGGCAGAGGAUGCUUACACCUCCCGUUUGGGAUAUGAGGAACACAUACCUGGCCAGACCAGAGACUGGAAUGAAGAGCUCCAGACAACAAGAGAACUCUCGCGGAAGAACCUGCCUGAGCGUUUGCUGAGAGAGCGAGCUAUUUUCAAGGUUCAUAGUGACUUUGCCGCAGCAGCAACGCGAGGUGCCAUGGCUGUGAUUGACGGAAACGUGAUGGCUAUCAAUCCUGGUGAGGAGACGCGAAUGCAGAUGUUCAUCUGGAAUAACAUCUUCUUCAGCUUGGGCUUUGAUGUCCGUGAUCACUACAAAGAGUUAGGAGGAGAUGCUGCAGCACACACCGCCCCCACCAAUGACCUGAAUGGAGUGAGAGCGUAUGGUGCAGUCGAUGUUGAGGGACUUUACACGCUGGGUACCGUGGUUGUCGACUACAGGGGCUACCGGGUCACAGCCCAGUCCAUCAUCCCUGGCAUCCUUGAGCGUGAACAAGAACAGAGCGUCAUCUAUGGCUCCAUUGACUUUGGAAAGACAGUGGUGUCCCACCCUAAGUACCUGGAACUACUUGAGAAGACUAGCCGACCUCUGAAGGUGCAGCGUCACGCUGUCCUUAACGAGAAGGACGUAGCUGUGGAGCUCUGCUCGUCUGUCGAGUGCAAGGGUAUCAUCGGCAACGACGGGCGCCACUACAUCUUGGAUCUUCUACGCACUUUUCCUCCUGACCUCAACUUCCUGUCUGUGGAUGAGGAGGAGCUAAACCCUGAGAGCCAGAAACAGGGCUUUCCUCGUCAGCAUCGUCACCGCCUGGCCUGUCUGCGCCAGGAACUCAUCGAGGCCUUUGUAGAGCACAGGUAUCUCCUUUUCAUGAAGAUGGCAGCUCUCCAGCUAAUGCAGCACAAAGCAAAUAAGGAUGGCAAGGCUGCAGCCUUGCCUGAGAACACAACAGCCGAACCUGGGAGUACGCCAGCGUCGGCUACUGAGGCUUCUGUGAACGUUGCAGAAACGGCAGCACCGACCUCUGUCUCACCAACUUCCCCCAAAUCCACGCAGACACCCGAGGCAGCCGAGCCCCAGCAAGCUACAGCUACAGAAAACUCUGCAGUAACCACUAAUGGUACAUUGGGUGCUGAUGAACCCACAGGUCCAGAACACCACAGUGGAGGCUGUGACAGUCCUCUGGAGGGUAAGGAGGCCCUUGAAACUAUACCAGGAUUAGCUCAAGCUAAAGAGCUGGCUGAAUCUUUAGCAGCAGAAGAUGGAUCUGGGAUUGACCCCAAAAGCCGAGAGGUCGUCCUGAAUGCUUGCAAAGCGGUGGGCUCCAUCAGCAACACUUCCUUUGACAUUCGCUUCAACCCAGACAUCUUCUCCCCAGGAGUGCGUUUUCCAGAAGAGAGUGCUGAAGACAUUCAGAAACAGAAGCAGCUUCUCAAAGAUGCAGCAGCCUUCCUGGUGUCUUGUCAGAUCCCAGCUUUGAUAAAAGACUGUUUAGACCACACUGCCCUGCCAAUGGAUGGAGCCACGUUAACCGAGGCUCUCCAUCAGCGUGGUAUUAAUGUGCGCUACCUUGGCAGCGUGCUGGAGUUUCUGGACAAGAUGCCUGCAAAACCACAGCUUGAUCAUUUCUAUAGAAUAGGAAUCACUGAACUGAUCACAAGAUGCACCAAACAUAUAUUUAAGACUUACCUUCAGGGUGUCGAGCUUUCAGCCCUGUCUGCUGCAGUAAGCCACUUCCUGAACUGCUUCCUGAGCUCUUUCCCAGAGGCUGUGGCCCACCUGCCUGCGGACGAGCUGGUCUCGCGCAAGAAAAACAAGAAGAGACGGAACAGAGUGCCUGGAGGAGGAGACAACACAGCUUGGGCCAGCCUGACCCCCAGCGAACUGUGGAAGAACAUCAGCACAGAGGCUCGCACUUAUUAUCACUUCGCUCUACAGUGUGAGAGUGCAGACCAGGCAGUAGAGAAAUAUAGCCUGCAAAAAACCACCCUCCUGAGGGAAAUCUCCAUUAAAACUGGCAUCCAGAUCCUGAUAAAGGAGUACAACUUCGAUAGCCGCCACAAGCCGGCUUUUACAGAGGAAGACAUCCUGAACAUCUUCCCAGUCGUUAAGCAUGUCAACCCUAAAGCCUCCGAUGCCUUUCAUUUCUUCCAGAGUGGACAAGCCAAAGUCCAGCAAGGUUACCUUAAGGAAGGAUGUGAGCUAAUCAAUGAGGCCUUGAACCUUUUCAACAACGUGUACGGAGCCAUGCAUGUAGAAAUCUGUGCCUGUCUGCGCCUCCUGGCUCGCCUCAAUUACAUCAUGGGAGACCACCCUGAGGCCCUCAGUAACCAGCAGAAAGCUGUCCUGAUGAGUGAGAGAGUGUUGGGUAUUGAGCAUCCUAACACCAUUCAGGAAUAUAUGCACUUGGCUCUGUACUGCUUUGCUAAUGGUCAGCUGUCCACUGCACUGAAGCUGCUUUACCGUGCUCGCUAUCUCAUGCUGUUAGUGUGUGGAGAGGACCAUCCUGAGAUGGCGCUGCUAGAUAGCAACAUUGGCCUGGUGCUACAUGGGGUGAUGGAGUAUGACCUCUCACUGCGCUUCCUAGAAAAUGCCUUGGCCAUCAAUUCCAAAUACCAUGGGCCCCGAUCCUUAAAAGUUGCCCUCAGUCACCACCUUGUGGCUCGGGUGUAUGAGAGCAAGGCUGAGUUCCGUUCAGCUCUGCAGCAUGAGAAGGAAGGCUACACCAUUUAUAAGAACCAGGUCGGUGAAGCUCAUGAAAAGACCAAGGAGAGUUCAGAGUACUUGAAGUACCUCACCCAGCAGGCUGUGGCCCUACAGAGAACCAUGAAUGAGAUCUACAAGAACGGUUCUAAUGCCAGCAUUAUGCCUCUCAAAUUCACAGCUCCAAGCAUGGCCAGUGUCCUGGAGCAGCUCAAUAUUAUUAAUGGCAUCAUCUUUAUUCCUCUCAGCCAAAAGGACUUGGAGACCCUGAAGGCAGAAGUCCAGCGCAGACAGCAAUUACAAGACUCUGGGAAGAGUGAGGAACCGCAGGAGAAUGGUCAGCUGGCACUGGACGACAAAAUUCCCAUCGAUGAUUAAUCCCACACACGCAUACCCUGUAGCAGGGGAGGCCAUGAUGCAACAGUCAUCUGCUUGAACCUGUAGAACUGAGAACUAAGCUGUGUAACUUAAAUGAAUAUAUAUGAGCUUAAAGCAGAGGGAACAGACAGGGAAAAUGUACAGCAAGUGGUACAGUGAAAAAGCACGGAAACAGUGUUUAAUGCAGGUAGUCAAAGGGACCGACUGUUGCUCUCUUGUUGUUACUGUUUUCCUGCCAGUUUGCUGGUGACCAAGAAUAGCCAUGACUUUGUAUGCUAGAGCCUUAUCCAUCCAUCCACCCAUCCAUCCAUCCAUUCAUUCAUUCAUCAAGCCAUUCAUCCGUCCAUUUUCACAUCUCGCAGUCCAUUUUAUUGUGCUGAGCUCUCAUGAUCUCCUCUCCUUCUCAUUAGAAGUUUACAAGUCCAGGCUUCUAAAUUCAAUGUGAGCUUCAGUGAAGAUGAAGCCCAACGCCACCACUUUCUCUCACCACUAUCCGCGAUCUCAGGUGAUUCCUACACGUCCCUAAAUGUGACCGGAAUUCAGAAAGAUGCACAAGAAAUAAGAAGGAGGUUUCAGAAUGUACAGGCCUCAAAACUAGCUUUCAAAGACCAGUUACAAAUAAGAGUCCCGUUAUAUACCGCACCAUUAACAUACUAAGUGGUGGCGGCCGAGUCCUUACGAUGUUAAGGAUGCGUGUUCUCAUCUAGAGCUUUCCAGAUCAAUCACAGAUGUUCUGUAUAAGUUAACCUAAUCUUUUUCUUUUUUUUUUUUGUAAUGGUACGUAUCUGGGGGGAAAUUAAAGCCAUUUUAUAUCCUUCAUCAAAACCAGUUAAUUUAUGCUUUGUCUAUUUUAUAGAGAUAUAUUUAAAAGAUGUAUAUGUCUGUGAGGUGUGACAAAGUUGAAUUAUGUUGAUCAAAAAGGUGCAGGUUCAAAAGGUCUUGAUCAUUUAAAUGUUAUUCCUUUGCGUGCACGUGUGUGUGUGUGUGUGUGUGUGUCUGUGUGUUAUACUAGUGCAGAGAUCUUGACAGGAUGCCUCUACAGCUACCACUGCUGCUGUGACAAAAUCAUUGUAAUCAUAUUUUUUCUACAUAUAGUUAUAACCAUGGACUCGCUAGCGCAGACUUGAAUGGAAAAAAACGGUAUUUUCCACUUUAAUAGUAAUUAUUGCACAUGCUAAAGUGUAUCUGACAGACUGGACUUUUUUCACACUGAUAAGUUUUUGUGAAAUGUAUCAUUCAUUUCCAGCACUACAUGACCUGGUCCUGUAUUACAUCUUUCCCUUUUACCAGUAUUUAGCAAACUUUUCCAAAACUGGCACCAGAAAUGGAGUGAUAGAGGCUGCUUUUGUGUAAUGUACCAAAAGAAAAAAAAAACCCACAAUGAAAGGACAAAUGCUGUGCUUGCUUGUAUAAAUGCUGUUCGGCUCUACCUUCCAAAUGCCAAACUUGUUGCUGUGAUAAAUGUACGAAUUAAAAGCAAUAGAAAUGCUGGAACCGGCCUUCUAUAUGCUGCAGUAAUCUGCGCUUAAUGGGAAGACCGAUUACUACACUGAUUGUGUGCGUUUGUUUUUUUUCUUUUCUCCUUAUGAAAAAAAAUGGGCUUCUUCUAAGAACAGGGAAGGAGUUAUUAGAUGUUUUACUGCUAAUGAACAAAACAGUGGAGCAAAUCACCCUGUCAAUGUGUGAGAUUUGUGUCUGUAUAGGCUUUGAAAUGGAACCAGGCUGGUAUGUGUUCUGUCUUUGUAUGGCUUCCAGAGAGUUAAAAAUCUUGAUUAGGAUCACUGUUCCUUUUUGUCUUUGCUUUAACCUUUGCUUACCAGUGCUGACGAAAGUGCACUGCUGUAUUCUGGGCUUGUUUUAGGCUGCAGUACUCUUUGUAGCCACUAAGGUGUGUUCUAGUCUAAUAAAGACUCUUGGCGCUCAA